CAGAGAAAGGGAGAGGAGAGAGAGAGAGAGAGAGAGAGAGAGAGAGAGACUCAUCGAUUGGUCUUUGCCCUGCCUAGUCCUUAGAGGGAUAAACUGAAGUAGCAAGAGAAACGCAUAUAACGAUGACUUUCUCAGGAUGUCUUUGGUUGGUUUACCUGACCUGCACUGUGCUUGUGUUUAUCUCUCCGGUUGAUUUGGCUCCGAUGCCGGACCAGUACUCUCGGGGUGUGGACUGGUUAAGCAGGUAUGGAUAUCUGCCCCCUCCGGACCCCCGCACAGGAAAGCUGCAGACUAAAGAAGGCAUUGAGAGAGCAAUCAAAGAAAUGCAGCGUUUCGCUGGCCUCAAAGCCACAGGCAAACUCGACAGUGACACCCUGAAACUGAUGAACACGCCGCGGUGUUCGCUGCCGGACAUUAUAGGCUCUGAGGACACGCUGAAAAAGCGGAGGAGGAAAAAAAGAUACGCGACCACUGGGCUUCGCUGGAAAAAAUCGGACCUCACGUGGAGCAUCCAGAAUUACCCAUCUCUCCCUCCGUACCUCCAACCAAGUGACGUGAAGACUAUAAUAACCUAUGCCUUCAAAGCCUGGAGUGAUGUGACCGACCUUAAUUUUCAUGCUUCAUCCUCGAGAGAGCAGGACAGAGCUGAUAUCAAGAUCUCUUUUGCUCGCUCUCUCCAUGAUGACGGGUAUCCAUUCGACGGGAAAGGAGGAACGCUUGCUCAUGCCUUCUUCCCAGGGGAGAAUGAUAUUGCUGGGGAUACGCAUUUCGACGACGAGGAGAACUGGACCUCCUCAGAAUAUGACAGUGGCACCGAUUUGUUUGCCGUGGCUGUGCAUGAAUUCGGUCAUGCCCUGGGUCUCUCUCAUUCCUCCUCUAAUCCGUCCAUCAUGCAGCCGUACUACAACGGUCCUGUCGGACACUUCACAUCCUACAUCCUUCCAGAAGAUGACCGCAACGCCAUUCAAUCCAUCUACGGAAAGAGAAGCAAAUCAACACCUCCUCCAGAUCAUCCUACAACACAGUUACCCAAACCGCCGAGCCCACCUCGACCCAAAAUACCAUCAAAACCUGAUCCGUCAGCCCAGAAUCGCUGUGAAGGAGGUUUUGAUGCAGUGGCAAACAUCAGAGGAGAAGUUUUCUUUUUUAAAGGUCCGUACUUCUGGCGAAUCCAACGGUCUGGCUCUCUUGUGUCCUUUCACCCUGCUCUCAUAAAAAACUUCUGGAUGGGUCUUCCUCCCGGCACUAACAAGAUAGACGCCGUUUAUGAAAGAAAGAAAGAUAGCAGGAUCAUCUUCUUCAUUGGCUCGCAGUACUGGGUAUUUCAAGACACCGUGGCGCUUUCUGGAUACCCACGUCCGCUGUCAGACUGGGGGCUGGUCUCUCAUGACGGAAAAGAGGUGAAGAGGGUGGACGCCGUCUUCAUUUGGGCUCACAACGGAAAGACCUACAUCUUCAGCGGCGGAGAGUUCUGGAGGUUCUCUGAAGGCCUGGAGUCUGGGAGGUACCGCCCAGAUGCAGAUUAUCCCAGAAACUCCGCCCGCUGGAAGGGCGUGCCCAGUAACCCCGAUGACAUCAUCACCUGGGGAGAGGGAGAUGCCUAUUUCUUCAAGGACAACUCAUAUUGGAUUCUGAAGAGCGGAGGAAUGGACCAAGACAACGUCGUUCACAAAUCAACGGCAAUCGAUUGGAUGAAGUGUCCAGAACCGUCUCCAACCGCACUUCCCUCCAACCCGCGUCACAAAGGAGAUUGCAACUGUGACCUGAACGGAGCCUUGCAGAUGAACGCUUCAUCUUGGUUACUGUUCAUCAUAUUACUGCUUCCUUCAGGCGUCCUUAUAUAGUGCCUCUUGCAAUAAUACAACAAGAAGUCAUCUGCCUUAUUUUUUACAGACUGUCCCAAAGCACUUGAAGUGAUAUCUAAUAUCCAAUUAUUACUUAUUGUUUCGUAUUUUGAUCUAUGCAAGUUUAAUGUAUAAAUAUAUUCAAAUUAAUUAUUUUUAGGCUUUUUUUAAGAUAAAUUAAGUAGAUUUUAAUUAUGCAAAUGUAUUAUUUAUUGUUUUUACUGUCACUCCAAUGCAUUUUUUAUUUUAUCGCAUUGCAUUUGACUUUGUUCCUAUAUUUCCUAUAUCUGCGGCUAUUUCUUUUCACAAGUUUUGUCUAAAUUGAUGAAUUUAUGUCAUGAAGGCAUGAGAUAUACUGCAUUCUGUCUCCGGUCUGUAUGAUCUUUAGCUGUGAUGACAAGUGGGAUCCACAUGGGGGCAUUAGCUCACAGCAGGGCAUAGGUUCAAAACUCCAGGGCAUUGUUCAAGGCCGUUGCAUAUGUUCACAAAACCUGAAAAUAAUUUUGCUGGGAAAUUUUAAUAAAUAUGUGGGUGAUGCA
Puntigrus tetrazona (Sumatra barb) is the source of this 2383-nucleotide messenger RNA. It is a transcript of the gene mmp25b, whose product is annotated as matrix metallopeptidase 25b. Gene Ontology annotation, biological process: collagen catabolic process; proteolysis; extracellular matrix organization. The record is from RefSeq and is a predicted model, not a curated record. Gene Ontology annotation, molecular function: metalloendopeptidase activity; zinc ion binding. Gene Ontology annotation, cellular component: extracellular matrix. NCBI's taxonomy places the organism in Eukaryota, Metazoa, Chordata, Actinopteri, Cypriniformes, Cyprinidae. The transcript is spliced from 11 exons. Bases 123 to 1844 code for a protein of 573 amino acids.